CCAAUGAGGAUAUCACAAUGCGAAAUGACGAUAAAAAUAUAAAGAGAUAAUCGAUAUACUUGUAACAUAAGAGAUAUAUAAGCGCGUGCGUCAAUAGGCGCGUUAAUUGUUAUAUUUUAUAAUAACUUUUAAAAAAUUUAUCGUAACUUUACUCGUAGAAUAUCGUAGAUCAAUGUCUUAUGCGCAUAUUGUACGCACCUAUACUUAAGAAAAGUCUACUUAUGCAAAUAUAAUCUCUUAAAUCGUGCGUAUGCGAUCAACCUCGUACUCAUGGAAAACGCAUUUAUAAUAUUCGAUGCAUUUAAUGCCAGGCAUUUAAAUGUUCUUCCCGCAUAAAAGGAAGGAAAAUACUCCAAUGUAUGUAGGAACAAAUGCUGUAAUUGUAAUCUCUUAUACUUACCAUCGCGCUAUUUUUAUGCUUUUACGCAUUCGUGGUUGGAAAGCAGGAUAUAUCGUAUAUAUAAAUAAGCAACAUAUAAUAAAAAGAGUUUUAUUAACUCUCAUGUAAUUGCACGUAAAUUCGACUUACAAUUUCGUACUUUAAAAGAACUUAUACUUUCUGAAUCAAGAAAGCAAUGUAUCGUGCGGUUAGAUAAUGCGUAUGUUACCUAAUCUAAUCUGAUAUCCUGAGAUCUAAAAAAAAACAUUACGCAAACGUCUUGAACAAUAUGUACAAUAGAUUGCCGGCUUAUGUACUUAGUGCCAGAUAAAAAUCUCAAUUUAUAUGUUCUUUUUGUGGUAAUAGUAAUAAAAGAUAAUCAAGUGGCAGCAUGUUCAUAUUCAUGUGUGAGCACGUUUCUCUUCGUAAUGCGUUAGAUUGAACGGAGGAGAAGAUGGCUUUUCAGUGCCACAUGUGAGUUUUGAUAUUAAAUUAAUUUGUAUAUCGCUCUAAGCUUUCUAUCCGAAAAUGGUACCAAUAAACGGAAUUUGCCUUAUUCAUCCAAAAAGUGAUAUACUGCUACAUUAUUUAUUCCUCGCGAAUGUGUUCCCUAAAAUCUUUCUUGGAAAAUCACGUUUCCAUCAACGUCAUGAGAGAAAAACAAAUCAUGACAAAUUGAAUUAGUAUCAUGCGAAAUAAAUCAUAGAAAGAGACGUAAGGAAGUGGCCUUUUCUGUAACAACCGUUUCCGACGCGUGAGCAUCAUCAGCCGUUUCGUUCUCUUUAAUCCUAACAGAACAUCUCUGCUGGAAAUAAUGGUGUCUCUUCGCGCGUGUCACCUGCAGCAUAUCCAUGCCCGACACAGGACAGUUUCUGAAUUACAGAUACACAGUAGAGACUCGGAGAAGUUCACGUGUUACAUACUUGAUUUAGUAACAAGAAUGAGAUGUGUUUCGCCCGCGGAAUAACGUAUAAUAAUAAGUAAUAUUAUAUCCAAAUAUGUUUGUGCGCGGCGCAUUUUGCGCUCUGUAUACCAUAAUAUUUUUCCUUAACGUUAUCGUAGCGGAAUGGGUAGACAUGCCACAAUUCUCGGAUGAAACAAAGAUUUAUAGGAUACCUUCUGUACAGCACAAUCAGUUUUAUAAAUUUAGACGAGGCGACACGGAUAACAUUAAUUUUCCCAGUAAUCAACGAAAUGGUAGCCAAGCUUAUCAUCGGGUCAAAGCCACGUAUGCGAUGCAUAAUAGGACGGAAAUUAAGAAGAUAAAUUCUGUCUCGGUAUCAACAACGCCGGUGAAUCUAUUUCCUGAUCAAAUCACCGACAAUUUCGCAAAUAUCGGUACAACAGUUCACACUGCAACGAUCACUAAUACUGUGACAGAGAAUAAAUUAAACAAAGAACGAUUUAACAAGAAUAAUAUGAUGUCAUCAACAAAAGAUAUAAUGGUUAACACACUUACGACUCAACCGCCACCAAAUACCGAACAAAAAAUGUCGCAAGAUAAAUAUGACAACGACACAUCGAAGCGGGAUGAUGGUAUAUUCCAAUACUUGCCCAUAGACAUACUCAAAAAUGUUCAUCAUACUUUGCAAUCACAACCAACAUCAGUCGAAGGAAAACUUUAUUUUCUUAAAACGAUCGAGAAAACAUUGAUGUCAGAGAUAGGUAAAAUUUGCCCGCAUAUUUCCUCCGCACGUUAUGAAAGUUUUUAUAUAUUAUACUCAUCAACAGAAUCUCGCCUUACUACUACUAUGGCACCAAGUCGCAAAAUAAGAGGUGUCGAGUAUUACGGGCACGAUGAUCACGAAGAUCAUUCUUUAGGAUUCCCUUCGAUAGAAGGCACACUGAUGGCCAUAUCAUUCCUCACGUUUGCAGUUUAUCUUGUUCGAUUAGUCAUGCUUCUCCUCCGGAAUAUUAAUACGCCUACGACCACUACAACCGCCGCUACAGUGUUUCUUGGCAAACGAAAACGAUCCAUCGAUUUCGACGACGACACUGCUAGGAUACUUAAUAACAUUAAUAGUUUCGUUCCUGAUCUUUAAAAUGUAAUACAAAAUAGUAUAUUAUUGGUGGUAGGAAUAACUGGAAAAUGAAUGAUUCUAUAUGAAAAAAUAUGUCAAAAAUAUAUGACAAAA
Molecule: messenger RNA, 2514 nt
Organism: Atta colombica
Lineage: Eukaryota; Metazoa; Arthropoda; Insecta; Hymenoptera; Formicidae
Source: RefSeq, a predicted model, not a curated record